UUCCAGCAUUCCAAGGUUCAUCUCACGCAUCCAUAUUCACCCAAAACUGCUGAUAUGAUUUCUAUCACCAUUCACCAGUUCACCGCGUGCAAACUCCUCCUUCCUAUAGUUUCUCUUCUCUGUCAACAAUGUUUCUUCUUCCUUUCCUUGUUCUCACUUUCUCACUUGUUUUUGUCCUCUCUCACCAAACAGCUCUACUAGCACCCAUUACAAAAGACCACACAACCCACCAAUACACCAUCCAAGCACACCUCAAAACCCCGCUCCAACCCACCAAGCUACUCCUCCACCUCGGCGCCUCCUUCUCCUGGCUCGACUGCUACCAAAACUACACUUCCUCCACCUUCUCCCACGUCCCCUGCAACUCCUCUCUCUGCUCUUCCCUCCACUCCCUCGCCUGCUCCAACUACUACAGCCCCCCCGGCCCCGACCCCGCCUGCGCCAACGACACCUGCGCCCUCUUCCCCGAAAACCCACUCACUCGCAAAGCCACGCUCACCAACGCGCUCCUCGACUCCCUCGCUCUGCCCACAACCGACGGGUCCACUCAGUUGAGUCAGCUCGGUGGACUCGUCCCCGACUUCCUCUUCUCCUGUUCCCAAACCUCCCUCCUCCAGGGCCUCGCCAAAGGGGUCGCCGGUUUGGCCGCACUGGGCCGGUCCAAUUUCUCGCUCCCGGUGCAGGUUAGCAGAUCCCUCUCUCUGCCUCGCUAUUUUGCGCUUUGCUUGUCUGGUUCGCGGUCUUUACCCGGCCCGGUCUUCUUGGGUUCGAGUGGGCCCUACUUUUUCAACUCCAAAAUUGACCUUUCCAAGUCGCUUAUUUACACUCCUCUCAUUCUCAACCCGGUUGGGAGUACUGUGAUCACGUACUAUUUACAGCCGUCUGAUGAGUAUUUCAUAGGUUUGACUUUGAUCAAAGUCAACGGAAAAGCUGUUCCCAUCAAUGCCUCGCUCCUGACCGUUGAUGAGAACGGUUUUGGUGGGACCAAGAUCAGCACCGUUGAUCCCUACACGGUGUUAGAGACGUCCAUUUACAAAGCUUUUAAUGAUCUGUUUGUAAAGGAAGCCCUGGGUUUGAACUUAACGGUAACGGCAAAUACCGUUGAGCCAUUCGGUGUGUGCUAUGCUGGAAAAGAUAUCAUGAGUACUCGCGUGGGACCGGCUGUCCCGACCGUCGAUCUCGUGAUGCAAAGUGAUGAUGUGUUUUGGAGGGUUUUUGGGUCUAAUUCGAUGGUUAGGAUUGAGAGGAGCGAUGCUGACGUGUGGUGUUUGGGGUUUGUGGAUGGUGGACCCCAUGCAAGAACUUCAGUCGUGAUUGGUGGGCAUCAAUUGGAGGAUAAUCUUCUACAAUUUGAUCUUGAAUCAAAGAGAUUGGGAUUUAGCUCAUCAAUUUUGGUUAAAGGGACCACAUGUGCCAACUUUAAUUUUACAUCGACUUCUAGUAAACGCAUAGUCAAAUAGAGUGAUCAUAUUCCAACUCUAAGUUACAACUUUUUGUAUCUUUUGUAUUUUUAAUUUUUAUCUUUUUUCCUUAAUUACCCUUUUG
This is a messenger RNA of Quercus lobata, 1545 nucleotides long. Its product is annotated as probable aspartic proteinase GIP1. The coding region runs from base 129 to 1460 and encodes 443 amino acids. NCBI's taxonomy places the organism in Eukaryota, Viridiplantae, Streptophyta, Magnoliopsida, Fagales, Fagaceae. The transcript has a single exon. Gene Ontology annotation, molecular function: aspartic-type endopeptidase activity. Gene Ontology annotation, biological process: proteolysis. The record is from RefSeq and is a predicted model, not a curated record.